AGAAGAAGAAGAAGAAGAAGAAGAAGAAGAACUUCUUCUUCCUCUGUGUGCUUUUGGACAGCUGUUUCUGUCCACGGCCAGUCCACACUUCAGUUUUCUCUUUAUAGAUUUUUAAAACACAUUGAAUAAAGAUGGCAGACGAUCUGAGAGCAGAGCUGGAGAAAUACCUGCAGACUUUAGACAUCCAGACCUCCUGCGUGGAGCACCCACCGGUGUUCACGGUGGAGGAGAUGAUGCCUCACCUGCAGGAAGUGAGCGGAGCCGUCACUAAGAACCUCUUCCUGAAGGACAAGAAGAAGAAAGGCCUGUGGCUGGUGUCGGCCCGCCAUGACCGCCAGGUGAACCUCAACGACCUCGCCAAGAAGCUCGGCGUCGGCAGCGGCAACCUGCGCUUCGCAGACGAGGCGAUCAUGUUGGAGAAACUCAAGGUGGGUCAGGGCUGUGCGACGGCCCUCGCUCUGCUCUUCGAUCGAGACCACAGUGUGAAGUUUGUCCUGGACCAGGACCUGGUGGAGGGGGGUCAUGAGAGGGUCUUCUUCCACCCCAUGACCAACAGCGCCACCAUGGGGCUGCGACCCGAAGACCUGCUGCGCUUCCUCCAGGAAACGGGACACGAGCCCGUCCUGCAGAGCUUCGACUAAACGGGACUUAGACAUGGACAUGAUUUGGACAUAAACAUGGGUUAAGAAGACAAACCUGCAGAGACAAACAUGAACUUAUUCUUCUUUUUUUUAAAGAUUUUACCACUAUACUUUUAUUAUUGUGAAAGAACACGAGGCAUAAUGUGUAAGAUGGAUAUACAUGUUUCAAAAAGGUAUAUGCUGCGUUGAAUGAAUGUUAUCUAUGAACUGUUCAAGUUACAAAAAAUACUGUGCAGUAAAAUAUCUGAAUACUUCAGGUGAAGUCAU
Messenger RNA from Trematomus bernacchii (emerald rockcod), 908 nucleotides. Its product is annotated as prolyl-tRNA synthetase associated domain-containing protein 1. NCBI's taxonomy places the organism in Eukaryota, Metazoa, Chordata, Actinopteri, Perciformes, Nototheniidae. The transcript has 4 exons. The coding region runs from base 132 to 641 and encodes 169 amino acids. The record is from RefSeq and is a predicted model, not a curated record. Gene Ontology annotation, molecular function: aminoacyl-tRNA deacylase activity.